This is a messenger RNA of Pygocentrus nattereri (red-bellied piranha), 6693 nucleotides long. RefSeq names its product embryonal Fyn-associated substrate (gene efs). The record is from RefSeq and is a predicted model, not a curated record. The transcript is spliced from 8 exons. Gene Ontology annotation, cellular component: cytoplasm; plasma membrane. NCBI's taxonomy places the organism in Eukaryota, Metazoa, Chordata, Actinopteri, Characiformes, Serrasalmidae. Gene Ontology annotation, biological process: cell migration; cell surface receptor protein tyrosine kinase signaling pathway. Bases 407 to 3346 code for a protein of 979 amino acids. Gene Ontology annotation, molecular function: protein binding.
CCCAAAUCCCCGUUCAGGCCCGGGGAGGGCGACGCUGAAAGCUCGACAAACAGCAGUGUGCUGAGACGCUCCGUCUGCAGGAAUAUGUUUUAAAUGGCUUUCCUCAUGGCUCCUUUCGGUGCAGUGUGGACGCCAAUGUGACGGUUUAAAGUGGAGGAUCACGUUGUGACAGAGGAUGUGAUUCCCAAACACCUCAGGAGAAUGACCGCCGCGAGAAGCCGACUCUUUUGGAUGUAAGUAAAGGCAGGCUUCUGACAACUGGCCAUUGGGAGAUCCAGCUCAGCGCCCAGUUCUGGCAAACAUGCACAUGGGUCACCCUCUCCACGGGUGAACGGAGGAACAAAGGUCCGACCUGGAACCAGCAGAGAUCCAGCGCGAGCAUUAACACGGACAUUCGGCAGCAGCCAUGUCACUCUCUACAGUGCUAGCGAAGGCGCUGUUUGACAAUGCGGCAGAGAGUCCAGAGGAGCUGGCGUUCCGCAAAGGCGACAUACUGAUGGUUCUGGAGCAGGAGCAGGAUGGGGGACCUGGUUGGUGGCUCUGUUCCCUCCAUGGCCGCCAAGGCAUUGCCCCAGCCAACCGAUUACGCCUGCUCCAAACCGCCCCCGCUCCAGCUCCUGUCCAGCCAGGCACUGACACCCGACGGACUCCUAGUGUGGACUCAGUUUAUCUCUCUCCUGGCCAGCAAGCCCGUGCAAAUGGCAUGUCCACAGAAGAUGCAGAUGGGGUGUACCUGUCGCCACCGAGUCUGGGGGAAGGGGUGUACCAGAGUCCAGGAGGGGCAUCAGGACCAGCCAGGCAGGGGGAGCUCCGCCAAGCUGAAGGCAGGCGCCCCCGCUCUCACUCUAGCUCUGGUCCCAGGCCAAGGCCUGACUGGGGGGAGAUUGGGGUGGAGGGGCGGCCUCGCUCCCCCUCUCUCAGAGGACGGCUCGGUGAGACUGGGUCAGUUUACCAAACCCCUGCUUCACCCGCAUCACUAGCAACACAAUAUAGAUCUCAGGGUGCUUUAGUGUCAGAGUCAGUGUACCUCUCUCCCAGUGCUGUGAGUAGACCUCCAGGGGAAGCAGCAGGAGAGGUUGCCUAUUUAACCCCAAGGGAGUCGGGGGCCGCGGGGCAUUCGGACAACUGCUAUCUGGUCCCUCGGCCCACCAUGGCAGCUUUACCCAACGAGGAUUUGUAUCAAACUCCGACGAGUGGGGCUCCGGCGGCAGGACAGUGUGCUUCAGCGCCUGUUGCCAGGCUUCAAGAUGGAGCUGCAACCAGCCAGCCCAAAGCAGGUCAGGAAGCCCCGGGGAUGUACCAAACCCCAACCCCGCCAGGGGGAGCCAUGUCAAGGACUCCGCAAACGGAGCGCAAACUACCUUCAGGGUCUACAGUGGUAUCGCCCGCCUCAGGACAAAAUCUAAAGCAGACACCCCCUGCGGUGAGAAACCAGGGUCCCUCUGCCACACCACCCGCGGGUCGUGGGAAGCUAUCCCAGGCUGCAAUGUGGGGGUCCCCUCUUCUUGUUCGUGCAGGAAAAGCCGGGGUGCCAGGAUCUCCAAACUUUGGCCGGAAGCCCCCUCCACCAGCACCACCGGUUAGAGGCGUAACCAGGAAGGAUGUACCUCAGUCUGCAGCAGUGUCUGCCAUGAAACCUGUUCUCCAGGCAGGCCCUGCACUCCUGCUGCCCAAUAAAGAGGAAGAACAAAGACAAAGAAGUAAAGAUGGAGUGAAACAGGAGGAAGAGAAGAAAAAGACCACAGAGGUGACAAAGAAAGGAGAAAGCAAACAGUGUGUGACUUCUGAUGAUGGAAAACUUGUUGAUCAGGUGUAUGAUACUCCACCCACCAACAGAUGGCAGCACCCAGUCCCUGCGGUAUCUGUGGAGGAGGAUGACAGCAUUUAUAACACCCCCCGCACCGUCCCCUUACUCACUGACCAGCGAUCAGAGAUUUAUGAUGUUCCCACCCUUGGUCUGAAUCCAGCCUGCAAUGUCCCAGCAAGCGCUGAAGCGGAAGAUGAUGUUUACAGCAUUCCAAGUCUUCCAGGUCUGCCAUUGGAAUCUGGUGAGAUGCCCGGAUCUGUGGUGGUGGACGCAGGAGGAAAGUCUGAAGUUUACUCCAUCCCUAGUCCAGGAAAACCAGACUUAGCACCUGAGGAUGUCUCCGAAGUUGAUGGUGGCAUCUAUGACAUGCCUGCUCUCACUCUGGAUGUCCCGAUCCGCCGCCUGUCUGUUUCCAGCACCGGCUCUGGUGACUUCCAGUGGAAAGGUUCCCUCUCAAUUCUCGUCCAAUCAGCACUGAGCUCUGCCUCAGUCACCACCACAUCUUCCAGGGACCUAGCCUCCUCGUUGGCUGAGAUACUUUCCAUGUGGAAGGCGGGUCAAGUUGGGGAUAUCCCGCCUCCUCUUCAGCAGAUCUGGUCUAGGCUCGCAGACCUUCUCCCCGCCCUCUCUGUGUGUGGCUCCGCCCCUCCAGCCGACAGCCUGCUUUCUAUGGUUCGCCGAGCUCUAGAGGACUCUGCCUCCCUCUUGCAGACUCAGACUAGGCCCCGCCUCCCUUCGCAGGAGUCUCUGUCGCGGAGGCCGCUUCCUGCCCUGCCAGUGGCUGAGGUCAAACCUAUGGCGGGAGGGAUGGGCUCACGUAAGGGCAGCUGGAUCCAGGAGCGCCCGCUGCCCCCUCCUCCACCUGCAGCUUUCCCCUUGCCCCCAGCACCCACCUCUCUGCCACCUUCCAUACAGACAACCGAGGAUGAGGAGCAAGGGAACGAGUAUGCAGGGAUCGGACUAACCCCUGCACCCCCUCCUUCAUACCCUGCAGGAGACAGCGUGGGAUACGUCAAACUGCAGGGAAAGCCAGAGCCAUCUCCAGAUUCACAGAUAGAGAAUGGCACAUCACAUGUCAUCCCCACAAGCGAUGCCAGAUUGAGUCCAUCUCCUCCAAUCCAAGGCUCUCUGUCUCUAGAGGAUUCAGAACUUCUCUCAUUCUAUUCAUCCCAAAGCCUGGCUCACCUCUCCUGUCUGGGCGAUGCCAUUGACACACUGUUCACCAGCGUUCAGGAGAACCAGCCGCCACGGGUCUUUGUUUCCAAGGGGAAGAGUCUAAUUGUGACUGCACACAAGCUGGUUUUUAUUGGCGAUACGCUUGCCCGUCUCCUCAGCUCCUCCGACCUUAGGGCAAAGGUCACCACCUCUAGUGGACGUCUCUGUCAGGCCCUGAAGGCUGUUGUUGUUGCAACCAAAGGCGCUGCUCAGAAUUACCCAUCAGUUCCAGCCACGCAGGAAAUGGUGGACCGAGUGGCUGACCUUUCCCAGCAAGCUGCUGGUUUCUCUGGGCUCCUUCAGCGACUAGCAGAAAUAUCUUGAUAUCUUCUAUUAUUUUUUUAUUUUUUUCCCCUUUGGUUACAAAGUUUCAUGAUAGAAUGCCUUAUUUGUGGGUGUUUGUAUUUUUAUUACAUUUCUUUAUUGAUUGUAUUCAAAGAGGUAUUCUGAUUGAUUAUACCGGUAACACAGUGAUUCGAUGGUGAUGAUUGCCUCGAGAUGGUGAAUUUGUGGUUGUGUAUGUGUGUGUGCAUGAGUAUGGGUGCCAGUUUCUAAGUGUUUCGUUUGUUAUUGAAUUGUUUGUUGUUUUCUGGGUGCCUAGCACACUGUUGUGCAUCUUAAUAACUUAUUGAUGGGUGUUUGGUUUGGUGUGAGGAAUGUUUGCUGCACAUUUUGUAUUGGCUUUCAUUUGUAUUCGGUUGAUUUAGAACAAUGUUGAGUUUAUGGUUGAUGGUCGCGCACACGGCACAAUAAUAUGUGGUUAGGUCAGGGGCUGUUUUUCUCUCUUUCACAUGUACAAAAUAAAUAGGCUACUCAGUGGUUGUGUUUAUUUAGGUACAGCAUUAUACAGAUGGUGUGAAUUGUCACAUGAAACAGGUUAAGGUCUAUUCACACCAAGCUGAACAAUAACUGCACUGUUGCCUCAGCAAGUUUUAAAUGGGGAUAUUUAACCAAAUAAUUGUGGUGAACAGGCAGUUUGGCACAAGCCUCAUCUGAAAAAAAUGUCCUUGUCCUCUUGAUGGUAAAAAGGAUUGGAACUUAAUUUAUGUAAAAUAAAUGUAUUUAAAUCACAAUUGCAGAAUUGGUCAGAAAAUUUGUAGUUAUUCGGUAGGUAAGUAAGAUUUUUUGGACGAAAGUGCAAUUUUUGACGUAGUGGAACUUUCACACCAUGGUUUUGUAGUUUUGUUUAUUAACACUUUGAGAACUUUGAAAAAGACACAAACAAGGAUAUUUCAAGUAGUAGCAAUGAUGAAUUUUGUAUUUUUACUUUAAGCACUGCAACUCAAAGGCACACAAACCAAGUACAAUCAUUUUACAAAAAAAGAAAAACUACCCGUUUUACGCUUAGAUAAACAAAAAUAUAAAUAGUUACUAUGUUUUACUAAUUGACCAUCAUUCUCAACCUCUCAGCUACUAUCUGCUAUGUAUUUUAUGUAACCCCCACUUUUUAUAAUUAGCUAGCAUGCUUGUUACAAGCAAGAUAAUUUGUUCUGCUGCCAUUUGUUUGGACUGCAACCAUGACAGCGGAGCUCUAAUUGGUCAGCCUGAUGUGAACACUGAACGCAGAAAAUGGAGGCAGCUCUGAUUAAAAACUUCACUCUGGGUUGCAGUCGGACUCGACCUGAAUUAAAAUGCAGUUUUCAAGACGUGUUUUUUUUCCCCUUUGGUAAAAAUUGUGUCUUGGUGUGAAUAGGCCUUUAGGCUGCCACAGUUCAUGCCUUAAAAUAAAGAAAACAAAUCAUAAGACAUUUUCAGUCCGUACAGUGACAUAUUUUGAAUGAAACAUGCUAUAAUGGAGGAGCUUUGAGCUAGCAGAACAUCUAGCUUGAUAAUAGGUGAGUGUGUAGGAGCAAGAGGUAAAACAUCAUAUUGUUGGUUAAUAUUUUCUCUGUCUGCUGGUGCAUGUGACAUAAUUAAAAUUCUGUUUUAGAGACAGAAAUUUGAGACAGAAAUUUGGAUUAACAUAAAAACAAGAAUUUCAUUUUUUAAAUGGUAUGGUAUGAUGUUUCGUGCUUAAUGUGACCAGGGACCUAAUAGUGAUUUCAGACUGGCUUUCAAUGUCAUGAAGAGAAAAGCACAAGUGCUUAUUCAUCCAAUCUUAUCCAGGCUUGGUCGGAAUGUAUAUACAGGUGGAGAGGCAAGAAGGAACUCAUGCGUGAUUCAAUACAAAGAUAGGAAGCGCAGUUGAUAGAGGGAUUUUUGUAAUCCGUUGGAUUCUGUCCUUUCCCACGACAGUGACUGAAUCAGAAACCUGUUCAGCCAGUCCUCUUGCUCUCUGUUUUCUCCCAGCCUCUCUCCUUCUCUAUCUCACCCCUGGUUCCGAAAUUCUUUGCUUCUCUUCAUUUGCCCGCAUUUCUUCUCUUAGGCUGCAGUUCUGCAUGUAAAGACAGAAGCAUGCUCAUUGUGAAUGAACUUCAGGGAAACAACUAUUAGUCAUAUUAACAUCAUUAACAUAAAAGUGAAGUAACUGUUAGUUAAAUCACAAUACAAAAAAGGAGAAGCAAAUAUAGGCUACUGCAAGCAUCAAACCUGUUACCUGUGCUCAUAGAUGUAUGUUAUGCCUUUAACUGGAAUACAGCAAUAUAUAUAUCAGCCAAUUUGUAUGUGAAAUAUCAUGUAUAAAAAUGUGCUUAGAGUGGCUUUGAAGUUUCGCAAGUGUGUGUAUUGCUUACAUGUCACCAGUUUAAGGAUUACAUAUCUUUCUGUGGUACAUCCACAGGUCUGGGCAUAAACCUGUUACCUCUCUGUGUAGCAGUCAGGCUGAUAGAGCCGUCAUGGUUGUACAGCUCUCCCCCAUGGCCCAACAUCAGGCACAAUACCAGGAAACCUUAAUUCCUUACUUUGUCUUCCAUUUCUUUUUUUGAACCAUCUUAUCUUUGUCUUCUAGAUUCACCCUUCUCAGCAAUGUGAUGAAAGAAUCCUCUGUAUUGUUCUUGCUGCCGUGCUAGUGUUAUCUGUAACCUCAUGCACUGACAUGUUGGUCGGUCUGCUAGUGUUAACAUAGAUAGGCUGAAGUUUUGAAUUCUCAAAUUGCUUCAGCUGUAGCUGAUUGGUUUUUCCUCAUACCGCUUUCAGUACUGUCUCAGACCGCCACUAAGUGGAUCAUAUCAGUAUUACUGCACAACCCAGCAUUACAGUUGGGAGGAUUCUCAGCCCUGCAGACUCUCUCAUUCCGGCUGGAACUGCCUAUCUUACUAAAGCAUAAAGACUCAUAUCAUCUUCUCCUGAGUGACCUUCUCUUUAAAAGGAUUUUUAGUCAAUCAAAAAAGCUCAAAUACAUUUGAGUUUAUUGUAAUGCUUAGAUUAGAUGGCCUUAUAGAAAACAUCAUAAUCAUAUUUAUUGUUUGUUGUUUUAUGCAAUUGUAUGCAUGGCUUUAAGUUGAUCAAAUACAUAUAUAUGCACAUAUUACCAGGGAUGUUUUCCUGCAACAAAUUUUCAUUCAUAUUUCAAAAAGAAAAAAAAAUUGCUUUAAAAAUGUGGAAUUUUGUUGUCUUUUUUGUACUAGAAUGUAUUUUUGACACUCAUUCUUGUGCUUAUUUUACUCUUUAUUGGGUUUCGUUUGACACCUGGUAUGUAAUGGGUAAGUUCAUGGACAUUUGAUAUGUAGCUAGGCUUUCUCUGGUGCUUGUCAUAAAACCAUUUUUUCCAAAUACAGUUUUGUUACAACGCA